UGCUUAUCAGCAGUCCAGCGCAAGAACCCCUGUUUGAACAGCCAAGCUACAACACAUAACAUCAUAGUUAUAAUGCGAUACCGCUCGUGCAUUGCUGUUUCGGCGCAAAGCGUGCGUCGGGACGUCACAAUUGCAAGGCAUCCUCGCGGGCCUCGCGUCGCCGCCAUUGUCUACGCCAGCCAGCCACGUGGACCUGGUCCAAACGAGCAUGACAAGAAAGAGCCUCGUGGCGAGGCACACCUGCUCGGCAAGCUCCUCAGGGGCGUGGGAUCUCGGCUGGAACAUAUGGCGGCUUUUCUGAAGCGCAGCGCCGAGCCUGUCCCGCCUCUGAACGCCGAGUCGCAGCUGACGGGACACGGGGCACCGCAAGCACCCUUGGACUCGCCUCCGCUGCUGGCGACUCCUCCUGACCUGAAGCUAGGGGUGGAGCCGACGCCUCCCGAGGUGCUGCCGCGGAGCUCAGACGCGGGUGAUGGUGGUGGAGACUUGCUAGAGAGGCAGGCCUCGACUGCUGCGGCUGCUCCCGAGCGGCCGGUGCCUGACGAAAGCGCGCUGUGGCGGGAGGGGCUGAUCCGUGUGGUGAACGACCUCAUCGCCAAGAUGACCUCGCUGGAUCUGGAGCUGUGGGAGGAGCGCCGCCACUCGCAAGAGCUGCGCGCCGAGAGGGACGCGCUGGCCACCAACCUGCGGCAGGCGCUGGAGGCGCUGGAGGUGAUGAAGCGGCAGCAGGAGGAGCAGACACGGGAGGCAGUUGCCGCCGCCCUGCGGGACGUGGGGCGGGGCGCUCAGCAGUCGGACCGCCCGCUGGACUUCUCGCACAUCGCCGACCGCAUGCAGCGGCUGCAGGAGUUCCUGGUGACGUACACGCGUGCGGUUUCCGACGUGCGGGCACUGGAGGGCCAGAUGGGGCCGGUGGUGCAGGACUCCACAGUGACGGAGGUGCGGAACAUCGAAGUCGGCAUGAUAGUGGUGCGCGGGCGCGACUGGAGGUCGGGGGAUGUGGACGGCUGCAGCUGGGGGGUGGUGACAAAGUGCAACGCCGGGCAGUAUGGCCGCACGCGGGUGCUCUGGAACGCCACGGGGCUGGAGACGGUGCAUGUCACCACACAAAGCGGCUCAGAGCUGCGGGAGGCGCCGGCGUGGGCCAAGAACGGGAGGUAGGGGAAGUGGGGGGCAUGUAAACAUCUGGCGUGGGCUUUUGGUUGUACAGUACGCCGGACCGUCACUUCGGUUUUCCGAGUGUGGUUUACGAAUGUGCGUCCGUGACAGUGCUUGUGGUUCCUAAGUGGCUAAGUUAGCAGUCAAAUCGAAGCCUAAACGCUUAACUCCUGCCAUUGCGCUUGAAUUCAACCUGUUAUGGUGAUGGUGCACGCUGCAAGGCCCAGCCGCACCUGUGACAGACGCCACGCUGCCGACGGGGAGACGCACGCACGUGAUGCAUGCUGCGGACGUGCAACGAGCUGCUUUCGUGCUUUUGGAUUACAAACACAGCUCGUUUAGCGGUGUGCAAGUGACACGCACGCAUUUAGGACAAGGAGGAGGGGCAAGGAAGGAGGAGGCAACGGGCUGGGGCCACUGGCACUGGCCGCCGGGGUGUUUAUAAAAGUCAUUGCCUUCUGCCCGGGUCAUGGCUACAAACCCGUUUAUACCCUUUGUUGCUUUCCCGAUGCUAGGCGGCGAACGAGAAAGGAAGAAAGGAAGAGGCGGAAAUGAGCAGCGGCUGCAUCGAAACUGCUGCGGAUACAGGCCGCGCGCGUAACCAAGCGGUUAGCGAGGGCCACACGUCAGCGCGCCCGCCCAUGCAGCUUACCAGGCUAAGGGCUUAGCUGUUGAAAGACGGCUGGCCCGCGGUGUGGCACUGUGCGUUGUGCACAGUGGAAGCCGGGUGACUGGGUGAGACGCAUGUUAGUUAGGCACUGGUAAGCGGUUAAUGUCGUGUCAUAUGUGCGGCAGUGUGCGGCUCGCCAUCCACAUCUAACUGGAACCCCGGAGUGCACCUGGUGUGCGUGCCGUGUGUUGAGUCAUAAUGAGUUCAUAGCCGUGUGCGGAGCCUUUAUCAUGAGCCUUCCUUUGUUGCUUGUGCGCGGGUGUGCAGAUCUGCAUGAGCAGGCCGCACGGGCCCUUGGUCGGCUCUAAACCCCAACCGGCUCACCGGGCUUGCCGGUUAAGUUGCCGCUAGCGCAAGCUAUGAGUCAGCCCGCACUUACCCACUCAUCUUUCGCACACUGUCAGCGCCAUCCCCCCUACCGCAAAAGCACUAGCCAAGCUCCGCAGUAGUUGUCGUAGGGCUGCCUCUUGGCUGAACAGCAACACACUACAGCUUUCAAUUUGGUUGCCCCCGCUAGCGGCAGCAGUGUUGGCCAACACUAACGCAGUGGGAUUUCUGGGACUCAGUUGCCACGUGGUGACCUAGAUUCGCACAGCCGGACCUGCACUGAAGAUGAAGUCGUGCGCCCGAGAGCAGACUAUUGCCAGGACGGUGAUUGCGCAGUUCAGCUGCCGGUGGCUUUUUUACCCCAUGGUCUUUUUGGACGGGGGGGGGGGGGUAGAAAGCUCAGGUUCUUACCCCAUGCUCAAGGAGAGCAUUAUGCACGUGCUUUUAGUUUGGCAGUACGCCCCUUCUGGUGCACACGCAUGCCACGCCUUCCCAACACCACGUACGUGUUACCUUGCCACGCGGCCACGGCACCGUGCGCCGCCCACCCACCCACCCCGCCCCCCAUGCCCGGCAUGACAAGUAGUGCGGCUGUUGACAACUGUGCCGCGUCUGGCUGCGGUUGGCUCUGCUGUGGCAUCGCGAUCGCUAGACACCUGAGGAUGCGGGCGUGCUGUCACUGCUACUAAGCAUAGGACGCAGCGCUGGUGGGUUGUGUGCGCGUGUGUGCUAGGGGUUCUAGGUGCAACGCACUAGAAUGUGGCAGGCCGUGAUGGGAAGGUGCGGCGUGCCUGUAGUGCGUAAAGGCCGGGCGCGUGCUGGCUGCCACUGCUGCUAACCAUAGGACGCAACACUGGCGGGUUGUGUGCGCGUGUGGGCUAGGGGCGUUCGGUGAAGCGCGUGGGUGUGUGACAGGUCGUGAUGGGAAGGUGCGGCAUGCGUGUGCGCCGAGGCCUGGCGCGUGUUGUCUGUCACUGCUAUUAACCACAGGACGCACCACCGGCGGGUUGUGUGUGCGUGUGUGAUAGGGGCACUACGUGCAGCGUGUGGAUGUGUGACAGGCCGUGAUGGGAAGCGCCAGCGGGUUGAUGCUGAAAAUAUGAGCCUGCCAGGUGAGCCGCAUGUCUCAUAUGGGAGCAUAGGAGUAGGGCGCGCGCUGGCUCUGGCGGCUACGGCGGUAGGUGGCGCAGGGCCUAGCAGCUGCGGCGGCGGUGCAGGGCCCGGCGGCGGCGCAGGACCUGGCGGCGGCGCAGGGCCUGGGCCCAGCAGUGGUGGCGUGCAUGUGGGGGCAGGCAAGGCCACGUGGAGGAGGACAGCGCGGCCCCGCCCGAGAAGCGGCGCCGGCGCGCAGGUUGAGGCCGGCCGGUGUCUAGUUACGGUCUUUGCUGGCGAGCAUAGCACCGCGCAGCAUGUGUUAGGCCGCAGCAGUGAGGAGUGUUGUGGCCAGAGGAUUUCCUGCUGUUUGGUUGG
Messenger RNA from Chlamydomonas reinhardtii, 3625 nucleotides. RefSeq lists its product as uncharacterized. The record is from RefSeq and is a predicted model, not a curated record. NCBI's taxonomy places the organism in Eukaryota, Viridiplantae, Chlorophyta, Chlorophyceae, Chlamydomonadales, Chlamydomonadaceae. The transcript has 4 exons. Gene Ontology annotation, molecular function: ubiquitin-protein transferase activity; metal ion binding. Bases 286 to 1161 code for a protein of 291 amino acids.